GUGCAAGUAAGAUAGAUAGACAUCGACGACAUAUCAAGUCGCUCCGACAGCAGCACGACGGGACGUCACUAGUUUCGAAAUUGCGUUUUUGCGGACUCUUCCGCGGUGCCUCCAGUUUCACUGACUCUCUCUAUCUCCACGUCCCAUCGUUUCCUAGCAAUGUGUGAUAUUUUGUAUGUACGAUAUGCGCCAAGUGAGUCAUACGCGGGGCGUAAUGUUACGUCAAAACAAAAACAAUCCCGCUACUGCUAAUUGUGAAGAUACCGCAGCUGCGACAGUGCCCUUCUGGCUGGUUUUUCUGAGAGGAAAAGCGAAUAAGGAAGCGGGGGCGGAAGUAGUCCCGUGGGUCGGAUAAUUUAUGAACGCGCCACGGUGUGUGUAUAUACAGUGUGCGCGACGGCGAAGGUGAAAAUGUUGAUGAAGACCGCAGCGCGCUGACACGACGGGCGGCACGACGGGAGUGGGACGCGUUUUGCGAAUACAGUGAAAGCGGCAGCGACUGGGACGAUCAUCGUGAUCGGUGAGAUUGUUAAUAGUACGAGAGAAGAGUCGCGCGAUGAUGUCCGCGAUGUGCUUGCGCCCCAUUGCAACGCUGCGACCAUCGUUAAAAUACCACCGCGUUUCGUUUUGCAGACGUCGUUAAUCAGGUGCCGACGUCGUUUACGCAUCGUGUGUUUAUUCACGCCGUUUACUCGCUCGUCGUGCCGUUUAUUCCGCGCUUCUUAACGCGACGAUAUUUCGCACAUUAUCACUCCCCAGGUGUUGAAGGUUGAUCAGCUGUUGUGGGUGUUCCGCUCAUAAUAUCCAAAUAAUUGGUGAUUUCCAGUUUCGAGGAUUUAACGUCGAGACUCCGCUAAAUGUAAUGUCAACGGCACAGGUGUGAAAAUUCGCUUGGAAAUAAGAACAUUUAACAGAGCGUGUCAGAAGCUUAACACGCACGUAGAAUAUGUGCAGGAGGUAACGUUGAACGACGAGGAUUAUGACGAACGGCGUAAAGAUCUAUCUGUGUACGCGCAACUCCGGGAUACACUGUGUGAAUUCGUCAUGUACAUAUGAUCAUCCGAGUUCAUGCGUUCUCUUACUGUCAGCGGUGAGCAAACGACGACGGGCGCGGAAGGCGGCGGCUCAUCGCCAGGAGAUCAACAAACGCAGUCCUCGUCGUCCGUAACCGGUAGCGACGGUGUUCAGGGGAUGCCUAGCCUACACUCGCUCGUCUUACGACGAGCUCCGCUAACAGAUAUGGGUGCCGCAACCAGCUCGGUGACGUCUGUCAAUCCUCCCGCUAAAAUCACGACUAAUCAGAAAAAGAUUGACAAGACGAAACUCAGCGGCAUCAGGCUACCUCUGAUACGCAAAGAAGCUAGCGUAGUGAAUCUCUCUUUAACAGAGAGGACUGCACCGGGAAAAGAGGCGGAUGCACCACUUCUACGACCUGAAAGUAGCGCAAGUCUGGAAGCACGCGGCGGCAGUUGGAUGAACCUGGGUCCUGGUGUACUGAGAAAAUGCGAAACCGCAGUAGGAUUAAGCACCUCAGCACUGGAAGGAAGACCCAUAAAUCGUAGUAGAGUCUGCUCUCGCUGCUCCAGUUUGUUAUCCCUGGCGUCCAGCUCGCGUUAUAGCUUGGCUGCUGGCAACUUUGUUCCUGCUGGUUCGCAACAGACAAUCGGACGAAUAUUUUGUAAACUGUGUCUCGUCGAUACUUCUCUCUCCAAAACAUGUAAAAUCGAGGGAUGUGGUUGUUCCUAUUGUAAAGAUUGCAUGCGUGCCUAUGUAGAAUUUGAGAUUGAGGAAGGUGCGUAUGAAAUUAGUUGUCCAGAUGCUCAGUGCGAUCACGGCGCAAUACUAUCUUUGAAGGAGAUAUCCAGCCUUGUCAGUCCAGAACUUAUGGAGAAACAUUGCAAGUUUCGUUUAAAUAGAGAUGUAUCAAUGGAUAAAGGUCGUGCAUGGUGUCCUCGAGCGGGUUGUGAAACGAUAUGUUCAAUAAAUAGCAGCAAUGGUGGAAGCGGCACUCCUUUAGGUCCUGUUCACUGUCCCAAUUGCUCCACAGAUUUCUGCUCAAUAUGUCGGGAACCUUGGCACAAUGGGCCCUGUUCAGAUCUUCCGUUAGGGAUACCAUUCGGCAGCGAUCACAUUAAAUGUUGUCCUAUGUGUUCUGUGCCGAUAGAAAAGGAUGAAGGUUGUGCUCAAAUGAUGUGCAAAAGAUGUAAACACGUGUUUUGCUGGUACUGUUUAGCAUCCUUAGAUGAUGACUUUCUGUUGCGACAUUACGACAAGGGACCAUGUAAGAAUAAAUUGGGUCAUUCACGUGCGUCCGUGAUAUGGCAUCGAACGCAAGUUAUUGGGAUCUUCGCUGGUUUUGGCCUACUUCUACUUGUCGCAUCGCCCUUGUUAUUAUUAGCGGCACCUUGCAUCGUAUGCUGUAAAUGUCGCGUUUGCGGCUCUUCCAGAUUGGAACAGGAGGAAGGUGACACGGCAACAUAGAACCUUCCAAACUUUUUAAUCGAAUCACGGUUAAUCAUUUCUUUGAGCUAAAAUAGAUAUUUUUCCUAAACUUCCACAUAUGGGAGAUAAUAUGAUUGGCAACUUAUAUAGAUAUACAUUGCAUUUUGUUAAGUUUACAUAUUAUUUUAUUUUUGCGCGUUACUAGAGGAUAUAUUAUUAUAGAGAAGCAGAAUAUGUAUAUAUAUUUCUUGUCAGUCAAGCAUAUUGUGUGAUUACCUAUAUAUUUAUAUUUUACUUAGAGAGACGUUAUUUGCACAGAUAAGAGCUAGUGCGAAUUGUAUAGUUAUAAUUUGAUUGUUUUCCUGAUGUACACUUAUUUUAUAGUCACUUAAUUUUUAUAUGAUGAUUAAUUUUAUAAAAUAAAUUUUAUGAUUAAACUCGUAUGAUAAUUGUGAUUAAAGCAAGUCUAACGAUUUACAAAUACUCAUAAUGAAUUAUUAUACAAGAACAUUCCAAAAAUUUAUAUAUAUAUAUGUCGCACAUCAGAUUUAUUAUACUGCC
Messenger RNA from Linepithema humile (Argentine ant), 3003 nucleotides. Its product is annotated as probable E3 ubiquitin-protein ligase RNF144A. Gene Ontology annotation, molecular function: ubiquitin conjugating enzyme binding; ubiquitin protein ligase activity; zinc ion binding. Gene Ontology annotation, cellular component: cytoplasm; ubiquitin ligase complex. The record is from RefSeq and is a predicted model, not a curated record. Gene Ontology annotation, biological process: positive regulation of proteasomal ubiquitin-dependent protein catabolic process; ubiquitin-dependent protein catabolic process; protein polyubiquitination. Lineage: Eukaryota; Metazoa; Arthropoda; Insecta; Hymenoptera; Formicidae.